Molecule: messenger RNA, 358 nt
Organism: Emiliania huxleyi CCMP1516
Lineage: Eukaryota; Haptophyta; Isochrysidales; Noelaerhabdaceae
Exons: 2
Biological process (GO): intracellular protein transport
Molecular function (GO): small GTPase binding
Source: RefSeq, a predicted model, not a curated record
AUGUCUGAGUGGCAGCCUGACCAGGCUGGUCUCGCCGAGGUGCUGCAGCUGCUCGCGUCGAGCCAGUCGGCGUCGAACGAGACGCACCGCGCCAUUCAGCAGCGCCUCGCCUCCUUCAACGCAUGUGUCCCGGACUUCAACAACUACCUUGCGCACAUCUUUGCUCACCGCGCCGACCAGCAAGGCGCUAUGGCCGGGCUGGUGCUCAAGAACAACGUGCGCGAGCGGUGGGACGAGCUGCACCCGCCCGUGCAGGCUUACGUCCAGCAGGCUGUCCUCUCCUGUAUCGGCGCGCCGGAGCCUUUCCUGCGGAUGACAGCAGGCGCGCGGCAGUCCACCUCUUUCUUUUGUUGGGGCC